Molecule: messenger RNA, 1695 nt
Organism: Diaporthe batatas
Lineage: Eukaryota; Fungi; Ascomycota; Sordariomycetes; Diaporthales; Diaporthaceae
Exons: 2
Coding region: 1-1695 (564 amino acids)
Molecular function (GO): flavin adenine dinucleotide binding; oxidoreductase activity, acting on CH-OH group of donors
Source: RefSeq, a predicted model, not a curated record
AUGUGGCCCUUCAGCACGACAUACCCGAUCAAGAGACUAGAUGAGGUCCGCCAGACCACCUACGACUACAUUGUCGUAGGAGGCGGCACUGCUGGAUCGGCCUUGGCGUCUCGGCUGAGCGAAGACCCCUGCGUCACCGUCCUCCUCCUCGAGAGGGGGGCCUUUCAAGACAGUCUCCAAUCGCGAGUGCCCGCGGCCUCCGUUGCCAAUGGUAGCUACGUGACUGGGGACAGAAAGGUGGAUGUCCUCACCGCUGAGACGCUUGGGGGUAAUUCCCGCGUGAAUGCCAUGAUAUAUACCCGCGGCGCGCCGGCAUACUACAGGCGUUGGGGCAAGACUCACCCGGCUUGGGAUUGGGAGGCCGUGGAGCCGUACUUUUCAAAGGCUGAAGAGACCAUCUCUUUGCGGCAGACACAGAACCUCCAGUCUGGUAUUUACCCGCAUCUCGAAAGGGCGGCCGAGGCAUUGGGCUUGCCGGUCGAGCCUCGGGGGAACCGGCCAGGUGCACCUUCGUCUGGGUAUUUCAAUCUCGACCUCACCAUCGACAGCAGCGGGUACAGGCACUCGGCCUUCCGUGCCUAUCUGCCACAGGAGCUUGUGUACCGCCGCAGGGAUUCUCUUCACAUAUGCACAGAUGUGAUCGUGGAACGCUUGGACCUUGACCCUGCACAGGGUGAAGUCCGCGGCGUUUUUGUUCAGAGCGCGGCAAAACGUGUUGCAGAGACCAGUCACCUCAUCAGGGCCCGGCGCGAGGUCAUACUUGCGGCCGGCGCCAUCUGCGACCCCCAGAUCCUGCAGCUUAGUGGUAUUGGGCCUCGGGGCCUGCUCGAGGAUCUUGGUAUACCAGUGGCCAGAGAUCUUCCAGGCGUUGGCGGGCACCUGGGGGAUCACUCCUUGUUUCCCGUCUUCGUCGAGGCAGCACUCCAUGAUACCCUGCAGCAACUCCUGUCCAGCCCAUUUCAGGCAGUCAAGCAUGCUGUGCUCUUUGCCACUGCGGGUGAGGGCUGGCUGAAGUCGACGGUGGAUCGCGCAAUCUACGGUGCGACAACACACAUUGAUGAGGAGACUGGUAAACUACGGACCGACGAGACUACGUUGGAUCCUCAAAAACCAGAGAACAUGCCAGAUUUCGAGAUCAUGGUCGUGCCAAUCGGCACCAAGCCUGACGAGUACCCGGGGAAAGCAUUGUUCACGCUUCAGGUGUGCCUGAACCAACCCAGGUCGGAGGGAUUUGUCAGGGUCAGGUCCCGAGAUUUCCGAGAGGACCCCAGCAUACAGCUCAAUAUGCUGGACGACCCCCGAGACUUGGAGGUGGCACGCAAGGCUCUGCGGUUCACACUACACCUGGCCGAGCAGUUUUGCUUCAAGUCUGAAUAUCCCCAUCAGGCACGGCCGUUUGGAGGCCCAGGGUCUCCCGGAUGGAGUGAGGGCGACUGGCGCUCAGUCUCUGAUGAUGACAUGGAUGAGUACAUCCGAAAGUACAUCACGCCUGUGUUCCAUCUCACCAGUACCUGUCGCAUGGCCGACGUCGAGAAGGGGGGAGUGGUGGACGAGCAACUAAGGGUGCACGGGUUCAAGAACUUGAGAAUAACGGAUGCGAGCAUCUUUCCUUUUAUCACAUCGUCACACCCGAUGGCGCCAACCUAUAUGGUGGCGGAAAGAUGCGCGGCUCUCAUUCACGAGAAGUGGAGUUAA